GCCAAAAGCUACAUACAUUUAUCUACAUUCUCAAUCAGCCUCGCAAACCCCAGUCCAAGAUGGCCCUUCAAGGCAAGCUCUCCCACCCCAACCGCUUCAUCACCACCCACAAUGCGGAAGGCAAAGCGGUAAUCGACGAGUCCAUCCCGGCCCCGGCACCGUUCUACUCGCUCGGCGAGGGCGACGCUGCCUUCGCGCAAUGCUACGUGACGUCGACCUUCCCCGUCGACAUCGCCAACGACGCCGACACCACGGCCUACCGCAACUUCCUGGCCGACCCGCCCGGCCUGACCGUCAAGGGCGGCACCGUCCUGCGGUACGUCGACAUGCCGCCGGGCGCGACGUCUCCCAUGCACCGGACCGUCAGCAUGGACUACGGCGUGGUGCUGGAGGGAGAGGUGGAGCUGGUGCUGGACUCGGGCGAGACGCGAGUCAUGAAGCGCGGGGACGUGUCGGUCCAGCGGGCGACGAUGCACGCGUGGAGGAACUGCAGUCAGACGGAGUGGGUGCGUAUGCUGUAUAUUCUGCAGCCGGUGCAGCCGCUGGAGGUCGCGGGGGAACCGUUGAAGGAGGACUACGGGGGCAUGAAGGGGGUUAAGGGCUCUGAGUAG
Chaetomium fimeti is the source of this 611-nucleotide messenger RNA. RefSeq lists its product as uncharacterized. The transcript has a single exon. The record is from RefSeq and is a predicted model, not a curated record. Bases 60 to 611 code for a protein of 183 amino acids. Lineage: Eukaryota; Fungi; Ascomycota; Sordariomycetes; Sordariales; Chaetomiaceae.